UUACUGGGUACACACUCGAACACACACACACAGUUGUCAGGUGCUGUGGUGCUGUUUUGACUCGAUGAAUAGUUUCUAAAUAGUCUGUAAAAACUAACGAAGUGCUGGGAAACCUUUCUUCUUCAAACUGUCAGGAGCAGAACUCAUAUAUUUAGUAGAUUGUUUGAAUAAAAACAUGUUUUCCAGCAUGAAGUUGCAGUGUUCUAAGUUGUCGAGAGUCAUAAAUUGAAAAGCUCGGAUGGAUAAACAAAACUGAGAAGAUUUUACUUUGAAAAAUGUCAUUGUGGCUGAGCUCAGGUGCCUUUGGUGCAUCAGUCACACUGACAGCAGCUGAGGUUCAGGCAGGUCAGACUCUGCUAAGCAGCUCCUCUGGUUACUGCAUUCUGGAGUUUAUCGGUGAAGGCUGCUCCGGUAAAGUGGCCAAGUGCCGAAAUAUGGCAACAAAAGAGACAGUGGCUGUUAAGAUCCUCAAGAAGGACACUGAUUUCAUCCAGGACCCUAAGAAAGAGGUGUCCAUGUUAGAGGCAAUCAGUGUCCUGAAUCCAGACCACACUAACGUGGUGAAGUUCUUCGAGCGGUUUGAUUAUAUGGGACAGACCUGUCUAGCAUUCGAGAUGCUGGAGAGCAGUCUCUAUGACCUGGUCCACGAACGAGACUGGAAUCCACUGUCUCUGAACGAGAUCCGGCCGAUCGCAAAGCAGCUAUUGGAGGCCUUGGAUGCCCUGAAGGGUCUCGGUAUCCUGCAUACCGAUAUCAAACCGGACAACAUUAUGUUCGUCAACAAGCAGGACCGGCCCCUCAGAGUGAAAUUAAUAGACUUCAGCGAAGCCAUUCCAGCCUCCAACGUCCAACCUGGGAUGGAUCUUCAGCCCACCGGGUACAGAGCUCCAGAAGUCACCCUCGGCCUCCCCUUCACCGAGGCUAUAGAUGUGUGGGGAGUCGGCUGCAUCCUGGCCUUCCUCUAUCUCGCUGAAAAUCUCUUCUCUGUCGACUGUGACUAUCAGAUGAUGAAGAGCAUGGUGGAGGUUCUGGGUCAGCCGGAGGACCACCUGCUCCGUCCUGGGAAAUAUACUCGGUAUUUUUUCAAUGAGGAAAAGGCUGCUGACGGUCCAACAUGGAGGCUGAUGAUGCCUGAAGAAUACACAGCUGCCAACAAUGUGGAAGUAGUAGAGUGGCACAGCUUCAUUAACCUUCCCAGCUCUUUGGAUGACCUUGUUAAUAUCUAUCCAAAAUGGGAGGCUGCUGAAUUUGAGGACAGGAGGGCUUUUGUUGAUCUCAUCAAACAGCUGCUGCAUCUGGACGGGGGUCAGAGAAUCUCUCCCCAUCGAGCUCUGCAGAACUCGUUCGUCACAAAGUCCCACCUUACUGAGCACCCUGACGGCAGAGCCCAUUUGUCCACCUCUGGAACUAUGAUGAGCGUCUGCCCGACGGAGGCCUCAGCAGACAGGGUGAAGACCUCAGCAGCUUGCAAACCUCACCAAGAGUCAGGUGCUGGGUUUCAUGUCAGAGGUCUACCCUCUGGUGCCGAUGAUGACGCUCAAGCCACCACCAGGACAUUUUAAUGGAACCAAAGACACUGUCUCCAAAGACGAUGGUCCCACCACACGGUCACUUGCUGAUGAAGAUCCAGCUGACUGGUCUUCUGAUGGAGGACUAAUAUCUAUAUAACUACAGCAUGCCUUGUAUAAAUUAUUUUUGCAUGCAUUUAAUAUAGGUAGCUGUGUUGAUAUCAGCCAUCCUGCACAAAGUUUACUAAAUAUAGCAAUUUCUCAAUGCCUCAACCACAA
This is a messenger RNA of Sebastes umbrosus (honeycomb rockfish), 1787 nucleotides long. Its product is annotated as homeodomain-interacting protein kinase 1-like. The record is from RefSeq and is a predicted model, not a curated record. Gene Ontology annotation, cellular component: nucleus; cytoplasm; PML body. NCBI's taxonomy places the organism in Eukaryota, Metazoa, Chordata, Actinopteri, Perciformes, Sebastidae. Bases 276 to 1562 code for a protein of 428 amino acids. Gene Ontology annotation, biological process: positive regulation of transcription by RNA polymerase II; smoothened signaling pathway; peptidyl-threonine phosphorylation. Gene Ontology annotation, molecular function: transcription coactivator activity; SMAD binding; protein tyrosine kinase activity. The transcript has 9 exons.